AUGCCUCCAACGUUUGGACCGCCACCUCUUUGGCCCGCAACCUCAUCGCUACUGUCACUAUCACUACCGCAGUCACCAACAGCAUUGCAUCCACUAUCAACGACACCAUCAGCAUCACCAAUCCCCAGCAUCACCAAUCACCAAAGCAUCCCCAAUUUAGCAUCACCAAUACCACCAGCAUCACCAAUUCCCUCAACAAAAUCUGUAGCUGUAGUACUACCUCUUCCAUCAUUUACAUCAACAGGUUUGACAAAAAAAACCGUAUGGACGACAACAAAAACAACUGUAACCUCAAUGUCUACGUCAUUGACAUCGCAACCACCUAUUUCACAAUCACCCUUGUCCACAUACGCAUUAGCAUCCAAGCUACUGUCAUCAUCACUGCUAGCAUCACCACCACCAUCACCACCAAUCCCAGCAUCACGGAAUCCAUCUGAAGCACCCACUAGAGCUCCUACUACAGUAUUGAUAGUAGAAGGCUCCAAGAAAUUCGAAGGAAGUGGCAAAGUGGAGGGACCUUGGGAUGUCGAAUAUGGAAAUAACAAAUCUGCUCAGUACAGAGAUCUUAACAGCAAGUUGGAAGCCCAUUUAAGAGGAAUCCUCGAAAAGAAAUACGAACAAAAUUUACUUUAUCUGAAGGUGAAAAACUUCCGGGAGGGGAGCAUAAUUUUCGACUUUACAGUUUUCCUUACUUCUACAACGGAUGUUGAUGCCAACAGCCUGAAGAAGGUAAUAGAGAAAGCUGAAGGGGGCUCAGCAAACCUCACUAUAUCCGUCGUAAGUGUAAAUCAAGUGGCUGGCCCCACACCAUCUACCCCGACUAAACCAUCUGCAGCGUCUAAAGAUCUAUGGCGUAACAUCUUCACUUCAGAUCUGUGGUAUAACAUCUUCACUUCAGAUCUGUGGUAUAACAUCUACACUUCAAAUCUGUGGUAUAAAAUCUAUACUUCAGAUCUGUGGUAUAACAUCUAUACUUCAGAUGUGUGGUAUGACAUCUACACUUCAGAUCUGUGGUAUAACAUCUAUAUUUCAAAUCUGUGA
Molecule: messenger RNA, 1041 nt
Organism: Stylophora pistillata
Lineage: Eukaryota; Metazoa; Cnidaria; Anthozoa; Scleractinia; Pocilloporidae
Source: RefSeq, a predicted model, not a curated record